Fundulus heteroclitus (mummichog) is the source of this 2644-nucleotide messenger RNA. RefSeq names its product C2H2-type zinc finger protein. The transcript is spliced from 3 exons. The record is from RefSeq and is a predicted model, not a curated record. NCBI's taxonomy places the organism in Eukaryota, Metazoa, Chordata, Actinopteri, Cyprinodontiformes, Fundulidae. Bases 692 to 2503 code for a protein of 603 amino acids.
UCUAUUUCGUCUUUCAUUUCUUCUUUCUCUUACUGUUUUUUGAAUUUCAUAAAAACCAUCUACCUGUUGUGUCCACCCAAUCAGGGGCGGGCACAGUAUUUCAGCGUUCAGUUCAUCACAUUGGUGGAAAAGAUCAUGCUGUAAUGCAGACGUGUCCUUGCUGACACAUUUUCCACUAAUCAGUCAUUCUUUCCGGUCUAAGUAUGUCAGACUCUUUGCCUUUAGAGUCUGGUAUCUGUAAUUUCCAUGGCAACCGAUUUUGCAAUCCAAUCUCUGUAAUCUCAUGAUCUCUUACAGAGCUAAAUACAAAUUCAAGCCACACUUUAUUGUUUUUAUUUUAAAAACAACUACUCUGCCAUAUCCACGUCUCUUUUUGACCCAGUUACCGUGUUACCUUGUGGCUAUCAUAGACAAACGUGUCUAAAAAAAAAAAAAAAACAAACUCAAUAAAAUAGAGCACUUUGAAGUUAAUCGGACAAAAUCAAAAACAGCAAAAACGCAUCCCUGCCACGUGGGCUCCCACGUGUCUCGCUAACCCGGAAAUAGACGGUCCGCUGGGCGUGUGAAGCUAAAAACAAAGCGUGUGUUUGUUAUUUUUAUCGUGGCUUUCGUCGCCCCGACCCCCGCGGAAAGAGUCGCAGCUGUAAACGCAGCGGAGCUCCGUCCUUCGCCAGAGUUUCCCCUUCAGCUCAUGGACAAAGACAAGGGCAGCGAGAAUGUGUCGCAGCAUGCCCAGUGCUCCUGGAUGGAGAUGCACCAGUACAUCAGCGACCUCCUCACAUCUGGAAACCAGUCCAAAAACGCGCCAGAUGUGAGAGGCGCGGCGUGGGGGGCGACGGCCGUGGCCGCUGGCGUCCCCCUGGGGCUCAAAGCGGCCUCGCUUCAGCCCCUCCAGACCGUCCAGGAGAGGAGGGAGGCAGCGCCGGGCAGACCGCCCCAUGCGGGGGCCUCACACAGGAGGACGGAGGCCAGAGACAGAGCGCAAGGUUUAGAUGAGCAUCAUGCCUGCACCUGCCCUGGCUGCCCUUUCUUCAGCUCCCCCUCCUCUUUUGAGACCUUAACACCCAGACAGUCGGCGUCCUCAUCGCUAUACUCUCAGGUUUCCUGCCAGCCCAAAGACCUGAGCGUGAACAUGUGCUCUCCGGACACCACCGGCCCCGCACCCGAGCAGGAGUCCAGGCCGUCCAACCGGCCACAGAGGGACGACGUUGCUGCAGACAGAGGGACCCGGGGCCAAAACCAAAGCGCCGACGCUCCUCCAGUAAGACCGUCGGCCGGCUCCUUGGCCCACCUCUCCAUGUUUCCCUGCUUGUGUUGCCACCGUAGCAUGCAAACCUGCGCCCACCUCGUGGGCAGCCAGGAAAGCACAGACUCCCCCUUCUCCAACACCCACGCCCACCAUCAUUUCCAUCACCACCACUGCCCCAUAGCGUCGUGCGUUCCCUGCCCUCAGCUCGCCCACUCUGCCCAGCUGUCUGCCCCCAUUCCCUGCCUGUCCUGCCGGUGCCCGCUCCCCACCUGUCCUCAGGUCUGCCCCCACCAGCACAGGCAAGCGCAGCAGCAGCAGGAGCAGGGGGAAGGAGGGAGGCCCCUGGCGUCGCUCCAUCCCUGCAUGCACUGCGCGGCCUCGUUUCCCCGGCCGUCCCAGCUGCUGCAGCACCAGCGCUCCGAGCACGCCCACAAGCCCUCCGGCUUCCUCUGCACGGAGUGCGGCCGGGCCUUCAACUCCCACAGCAACCUGCGCAUACACCUGAACGUGCACACCGGCGCCCGGCCCUACUCCUGCGCCGACUGCGGGAAGAGUUUCAGCCAGUCGGGGGCCCUGAAGAUCCACCGGAGGAUUCACACGGGCGAAAGGCCGUACUCGUGCGACUUCUGCGGUAGGGGGUUCCCCCAUCUGGCGGGGGUGCGGGCCCACCUGCGGAUCCACACGGGGGAGAAGCCCUACAGCUGUAGCCUGUGUGGGAAGUGUUUCACCCAGUCGGGAGCGCUCAAGAUCCACACCCGCAUCCACACAGGAGAGAGGCCCUUUAUCUGCAGCCUCUGUGGGAGGGGCUUCUCAAAUCGCGCCGGGAUCCGCUUCCACUACCGCACAGUCCACGGUCUGUCUCGUGAAGACGACGGGGAGGCGCGAGCCAAACCAACGGGCUGCUCUCCCGGGCGUCCGAGAACUCUGCCUGCGACCGCCGGCGGACGUGCCUCACAGGACGGCCCGGGCGGGUCCUCGGCUCCAAACCCCCUCAGCUCAGAACUGAUCCCUCCCGACCACUCCGGCCUCCCGCUCGGCGGAGACGAGAGCAGGUCACAGGCGGAAGCAGCGGCCGGCCACAGUGAGCGGCUGCCCUACGCCUGCGAGGACUGCGGCCUGCGUUUUAAAGACGCCCCGUCCAGGAAUAGACACCAGACCCUGGUGCACUACUCGCACGAGGGCCAGGAGGAGGACAGUCGGGGGCAGAGGAAGGAGUUCAGCUCCAGUGAGAGCGUUCAGAGUCAGAGCGAAUGAAGGGGCACGAAUGUUGGUGUGGGUGCCUUUAGGGCUGGAAAAGAAAUCAUGUUGAUCGAUAUCGAUAAUCACCAACAAAUUCAAAACAUAUUUUUCAAGUGCAGCCCUGACCGUUCUAUGCUGUUGCUUAGCAACUUAUUU